AUGCGACUUCGUCUGGUUGCUGACGGAGAUGUCCGAACUCGAGAACUUCCGGGACGGCGCUGGCUUCGGCCAGCCCUCUCGUCCCGCGCUGCGGCCUCUCCGAAAUGCUGCGAGUUUGAUGAUGUUCACCGCGAGCGUGGUGCUCAUGUCGCUGCUCGCCCUCUUGUCCAACCUGGUUCGGACCUGGCUGGUUGCGUUCUGCACUCCGUCGCGAAAAAAUCGUGUGCCGCCGAGGUACCAAGAACGUUCGGCGUCUUUACGCAGAUCGUGCAGGUUAUCAUCUUCGUGGAGGCACUGGCCAACUUGGGAGAGGCUGCCUUCGUGAUGAAGCCCCGCAGGGGCCUGCCACCGCCGUACAAGCUGACGGGGAUUCUGUUGUUUGACCACAUCCUCCUCAUGAGUGUUGCCGACAGCCAGAAGGUCAUCGAGGAGUGCAGUGCCCAAGCGGUGGAGAUCGUCCAGUGGUGGAGCCUGUGCUCGGCAGAGGGUGGGGGGGGAACCUAG
Prorocentrum cordatum is the source of this 504-nucleotide messenger RNA. NCBI's taxonomy places the organism in Eukaryota, Dinophyceae, Prorocentrales, Prorocentraceae. The record is from the annotation of a GenBank genome assembly.